Exophiala viscosa is the source of this 476-nucleotide messenger RNA. RefSeq lists its product as uncharacterized. The transcript has 2 exons. Bases 95 to 457 code for a protein of 120 amino acids. Lineage: Eukaryota; Fungi; Ascomycota; Eurotiomycetes; Chaetothyriales; Herpotrichiellaceae. The record is from RefSeq and is a predicted model, not a curated record.
UCCCAAGAUUCUGGGACACGCGCGCACUGCCGUCGAGUCGCCUUCAUCAUCUUCUUUCGCACGCAGCAUCUAACCAUCAACAAGUUUCGACGCCAUGGUUAGCACAAUCAGUUACGCCAUGCCAGCGGGCGUUCUUGGGGGUCUCUGCGCCGGAAUGAUCCUCUUCAUCUGGUGGUGGUUCCCCCGGACAUGGAAGAGGGGUGUCGCCCGCGAAAACGCCGAACUCGAUGCGCUGGAUUCGCAGGAGCACAGAGACCGGGCGGUCAACCACGCGAAAAGUAUCAUCGACAACUAUCGCGAGAGGAUCAAGCAAGAACAGUUGGCCAAGAGUGGCAAUGCGCCUUCAACGGAGGCCGGUGACCUAGAGGCUCAACAUUCGGCAAUGAACGCAGAAGUGCAUGACACUAACAAAUCACCUACGCCUCAUGUUGAUGUUGCCCCUACGACCACAAUUUAGUUUCGACCUCGGUGGCGAC